Messenger RNA from Coccidioides posadasii C735 delta SOWgp, 912 nucleotides. RefSeq lists its product as uncharacterized. Lineage: Eukaryota; Fungi; Ascomycota; Eurotiomycetes; Onygenales; Onygenaceae. The record is from RefSeq and is a predicted model, not a curated record.
GGGCGAUUGCUGCCGGAGCCUGACCUACGGACGAACUACGAUAAAAGAGCCAGCUGUGAAUUGAUCUUCUGGCGGCAUGGCGAGCUCGACGACAGAGGCCGAAGUCAUCUUUAACCGGGCAAGUGUUGCAUUGGCUCGAAGUCAGAGACUGAUCGCAUCCUGGCUCCCUCCGAAAACCCAAGAAGAGAUAGCACAUGAAAAGACGGAGGAAGAGCUACAGCGAGAGGAAGACGAGAUAUUUACUCCAGUGCCGGAAAAACUUGGGCUCGGUGCUCCAUUGCCAAAUAGCCAGUCUGAUGGUUGUCGCAACCGCGCGGAGCUCAAUUCCAACGACAAAUUAAGAAAACAGCUAUUGGGUAGAAAUUCGAAGACAAUCACUCCAUCACGGAAUCCCAGCGGACAGCAGACAAAACAAAACAGAACCAACAAACCGAUUCCGUCCCCUACUUCGGAUUCUGAAACCGAAGAGGAAAGCAGAUCUUCCUUGGUCACACGGAAUAAGAAGAAAACAUCGCAUUCAAAGAAUGUCGCCAAUACAGUAGAACCUGACGGAGACAUUGAGCCAACAAGGAAGAAGUUCGGCACAAAGAGAGCAGGAAGCUACCUCGACGAACUUCUAUCCACCAGAACGAAAAAGAAAAAAGCGAAAAGAGGCGGUGACUGAGGCAUAUGCGCGAAGCCGUCUAUUUCCCAUUCAACUGGCGAAAGCUGUUAAGAAGCCCAGGGUAACUUUUCAGUUUGGAUAUAUGUGCCAUCGUUGCGCCGGACUUCAGGGUUGUUUCUUUGGCCUGAGGUGUGAACUCCCCAAAUCGUCGCUGUCGUUUAUUCUCCUGCUUUCCAGCGAUAUGCCCUUUCUCGGAACUACCUUCGAUCUUUUGAAGCAAUUGACGUUGGACGUCAAUUACAUCAUGU